AUGCGCUUCGCCAGCCUCUUUGCGGCGGCCACCUGCGCGCUCGCCUCGACCUCGUCCGUCUGGGCAGCCCACUCGGGCUCUACACGCGCCCUCCUCCGCCGCGAUGCCUCAACCACCUUCGCCUUCGACUCGGGCGCCACGGCAAAGAACACCGACGGCGAGGACCACGGCACGCCCAAGGUGCCCAACGGCGCGCAGCUCGUGACGUUCCCCGUGGGCACAAAGGGCCACCAGGCUGCCGUCUACUGGGCCGACUCGCCCAAGAAUGCCACGGCCAAGCAAGCCUUUGUCAUGAUCCACGGAAGGAUGAAGGACGGCUUCGACUACUGGACCACCAUGAACGACAUCCUCCAGAGCGCCCUCGACGCCGACGAUUCCAACGCCGACCCCAACGCCAUUGUCGUCGCGCCCCAGUUCUACUCGGCCAAGCUCAACGAGGGCCAGUACGCCGACGACGUCCUCGCCUGGGGCGACGUCAACGCCUGGCAGGCCGGCGAGGCCGCCGUCCACCCGGACGGCGCCACCGAGUCGUCCUUUGACACGCUCGACGCCUUUAUCGACGAAUUCAACGACAAGUCAAAGUACCCCGCCAUGCAGCGCCUCAUCUUUGUCGGCCACGGCGGCGGCGGCCAGCUGCUCAACCGCUACGCCAUCGUCGGCAAGGACGCGCCCGCCGGCAUCCAGAUCCGCUACGUUGCCGGCGACCCCUCUUCGAGCGUCUACUUUACCACCGACCGCCCCGUCACCGACGACACGGUCGCCUCGAAGAAGGACUGCCCGCUCUACAACACCUGGCGCUACGGCUUCGACAACUUCACCGGCACCCUCCAGGGCCUCAAGACGCCCCAGGACUACUUUGCCCAGACCAUCACCCGCGACGUGCGCUACGUCGUCGGCUACGACGACACGGCGUCGAGCGGCGACCAGUACUGCAUGGCCAUGCUCCAGGGCGGAGAGAAGCGCCGCGACCGCAACCUGAGCUGGUGGAAGUACAUCAACACCCUCGCCCGCACCGCCGAAGACGUCAGCGGCCUUCCGGGCAACUUUUCCAACCUGCCCGACUGGUCGGCCGUCUCCAAAAACGUCAUCUCGCACCACCUGACCGUCAUCGAGGGCGCGACGCACGACGCCAUGGAGGUGUUUGGCUCCGCCGACGGCAGGUCGGUGCUGUUUGACGACGCAAACGUGCCCACGGGCUGGAGGCCCGCCGGCUGGAACCCAAAGGGCAACGGCCAGAAGGUGGCGGCCCUCAGCUCGAGCGGCGCGUCGGCCUCGGGCUCCAGCGCCCCUUCGGGUUCGCACACCAGUGCGACCAAGUCGGGCGUCUCGUCGUCGUCGUCGUCGUCGGCGGCGGCGUCGUCGAGGAGCAGGGUAGGUGUCGCCGGUCUCGUGGCCCCGCUCGUCUUCAUCCUGGCAUCCACCGUCUCGCUCCUCUGA
This is a messenger RNA of Pseudozyma flocculosa PF-1, 1437 nucleotides long. RefSeq lists its product as uncharacterized. The transcript has a single exon. The coding region runs from base 1 to 1437 and encodes 478 amino acids. Lineage: Eukaryota; Fungi; Basidiomycota; Ustilaginomycetes; Ustilaginales; Ustilaginaceae. The record is from RefSeq and is a predicted model, not a curated record.